CAAGGCAUUCUCCUUCUUCAUGAGGCUAAACAAAACAAAAUCCAAACCCUAGAGGAGACACUAGAAGUUGUUUUCUUCUCAGUCGAUGCUCCGAAUUGAAGAGCUAAUUGAAAGAGGAAGAAGAAGAGGGAGAGGAGAGGGUCGGUUCGUUAAAUGCUCUCUCUCUUCUUCAAAUAUAAAACAAUCUUUCUUCAUCUUUUCAUGUCUUCAAUCAACACUCUUUCUUUGCCUGCUUCUGCUGCUCUAGGGUUCUCUCAAACCCUAGUUUCAUUUGUUUCCUUUCCCUUUUCUAUACCUCUCGCGUUCUUUCUCUUUAAUCGUUGUCACAUAUCUAGGUUUCGUUCUGUUUCUAAGGUUUACGUCGCAUUUAAAACAUGACUGAUUCUAAGGUACUAGUGUUUGGGUCAUUCACUGAAGAUGAAACAAGGUCAUGGCAGGUGAAGAGAUCAUCUGGGAGUGCUAAAAAGCCUGUUUUGUCUGGGAGAGCUGAAAAGCCCGUGGAUGAGAAAGAUUUGCUGGUUGGUUCUUCUGAUUUGACUGAAGGUUCUUUGAGUGGUUUGAAUGGUGAACCAAGUAGACAGUUGGAUGCUGCUAACGGGGCAGUUGUUCUUCAGCCCUCAAUUCCAGUUAGGAAGGAUGAUAAAGUGAAGAUUGUAAAUGCACCAAGUAAUCACUUUCCUAGAGUUUUAGAGGGCACAAUAGAAAAUGGAAAUAUUAAGAAUUCUACUAAUGGCUCUGCCCUCACUAAUGGUGUUAAAGAACUGAAAGCAGAUGGUGUUGAUUUAACCUCAUUAAACUUAUCUCAGAAUGAAGGCAGUCAUAUAUAUUCACACCCAAGUUCAAAAUUUCAUGUCCUUGAUGUUGCAAGUGUGAAGGAUGGGUAUCAGAAUGGGGCGUCAUAUGGUUCAUCAUUAUCCGUGUCGAAACAAGAGUUCUAUAAGACAACUAUUAAGCCUGUUAAAAGUGGUAGAGACAUACUGCCUCGAGGUUUAAUCAAUUUGGGAAAUUUAUGCUUUCUUAAUGCAUCUUUGCAGUCUCUAUUGUCAUGUUACCCUUUUGUUCAGCUCUUGCAUGGACUUAAAGUUCGUGACAUACCAAAGGUUGGAUAUCCCACGUUAACUGCAUUUUUUGAGUUCAUCUCUGAAUUCAGCACACCCUCUAGUCCAAGGAUGAAGAAGAAAGAUGCAGCUUAUGUUGAAACUGGGAGGCCCUUUAGUCCUGCUAUGUUUGAAUCUGUUCUUAAGAGUUUUACUCCAGAUGUGCCAAGCAGCAUAUCUGGCAGACCAAGGCAGGAAGACGCACAGGAGUUUCUAAGUUUUAUAAUGGAUCAAAUGCAUGAUGAAUUACUUAAGCUUCAAGGACAGAUUGCUAUUUCCAAUGGAGCCAAGUCAUCACUUGUCUCUGCUGCAGAAGAUGAUGAAUGGGAGACAGUUGGCCCAAAGAACACAUCUGCUGUGACAAGAACACAAAGCUUUGUUCGUUCAGAGCUUAGUGAUAUUUUUGGAGGACAAUUGAAAAGUGUAGUCAAGGCAAAAGGAAAUAAAGCUUCUGCUACUGUUCAACCAUUUCUCUUGCUCCACCUUGAUAUUCAUUCAGAAUCUGUUCGUACAAUUGAGGAUGCACUUCAUUUGUUUUCUGCACCAGAAAAUCUUGAGGGGUAUCGAACAUCAGCAGCUGGGAAGGCGGGAGUUGUGACAGCUAAAAAAUCUGUUAAGAUACAGACUCUGCCAAAGAUAAUGAUAUUGCACCUGAUGCGAUUUAGUUAUGGAAGCCAGGGGAGCGCCAAGUUGCUUAAACCUGUGCAUUUUCCACUUGAAUUGGUCCUGGGUCGAGAACUGCUGGUUACUCCAUCUGCUGAGGGCCGAAAAUACGGACUUGUUGCGACAAUUACCCACCAUGGAAGAGAGCCUUCAAAAGGGCAUUAUACCGCAGAUGCUCGUUAUUCUAACGGGCAAUGGCUACGUUUUGAUGACGCCAAUGUGAAUGCCAUUGGGACAAGCCAGGUAUUGCAUGACCAAGCGUAUGUCCUAUUCUACAGACAGGUAGAGAAGGCUGCAGAGGAGUUUUGUCAUCCAGGAUAAAGACAAAGGAGAAGUCCUUUAAAAUACUAAAUACCAGGUUGUCGAGGGAAACCUCUUUUGUGAAAUUGCUUUUUAUGUCACCUAUGAAUGUAUGGUUCCUCCGUUAUGAAUGCUCGUUGCAAUUCGCAACUGAUUUGCAGUUUUGUUUUAUACGAAUUUGAGAAUUUACAGAA
Molecule: messenger RNA, 2254 nt
Organism: Mangifera indica (mango)
Lineage: Eukaryota; Viridiplantae; Streptophyta; Magnoliopsida; Sapindales; Anacardiaceae
Product: ubiquitin carboxyl-terminal hydrolase 24-like
Exons: 7
Coding region: 375-2081 (568 amino acids)
Biological process (GO): protein deubiquitination
Cellular component (GO): cytosol; nucleus
Molecular function (GO): cysteine-type endopeptidase activity; cysteine-type deubiquitinase activity
Source: RefSeq, a predicted model, not a curated record